Cynara cardunculus var. scolymus (artichoke) is the source of this 2043-nucleotide messenger RNA. RefSeq lists its product as uncharacterized. The coding region runs from base 1 to 2043 and encodes 680 amino acids. The transcript has 7 exons. Lineage: Eukaryota; Viridiplantae; Streptophyta; Magnoliopsida; Asterales; Asteraceae. The record is from RefSeq and is a predicted model, not a curated record.
AUGAAGGGAUCUUUGGAUUUUUUUAUUGAUAAAGCUCAAUCGGCUUUUAUUCCGGGGAGAAGGAUUACGGAUAAUAUCCUUAUGAAGCAUGAGCUUGUGUCUGGUUAUCAAUCCACUAUGGGUCCGCCUUGUUGUGCGUUCAAAAUUGAUAUAAGAAAAGCUUAUGAUACGAUGGAUUGCCGGUUCCUUAUUGUUAUGCUUGAAGGUUUGGGGUUUCACCCUGUUAUGGUUAAGUGGAUAAAGGAGAUGAUUUCGACUCCUUCUUAUUCUUUAGCCAUCAAUGGUAAUUCCUAUGGUUUCUUUCUUGGUGGGWGGGGUCUUCGUCAGGGUGAUCCGUUGUCCMCCUAUCUGUUUACGAUUGUUAUGGAGGGAUUUUCUCUGCUCCUUCAAAAGUGUAUUCGGGAGGCUGCUGAAUUUGGUUACCAUCGGGGUUGUGAGGACUUGGAUUUGACUCAUUUAUGUUUUGCGGAUGAUUUGUUUGUCUUAACCAAAGGGGAUGUUCUUUCUGUUGAAGUGCUUAAAAAAGCUCUGGCUCUCUUUCAGCAAUAUUCGGGAUUAGCGCCUAGUCUUGAAAAAGUGACAUUUAUUUUGACUUGUGACUAUGCUCCGCUGAUUGCUAAAGUGAAGGGCCGUAUUCUUAAUUGGAAAUCUAAGUUUCUUUCGUUUGGUGGACGGCGAAAUUCAUUUGGGCUCCAAGGGAAGAUUCUCGUGGUAGAUGUCGGUUAUCAGGGGAUGUGGUUUGUAGACCAUUGGAAUCUGGGGGUCUUGGAAUUAAGACUAUCCACUUGGAAUCGGGCGUUACUAGCAAAACAUGUGUGGGAUAUUCCUAGGCGACGGGAUUCUAUGUGGGUUCGUUGGAUUUAUAGUAAUAACCUCCGUUCUUCGAAUUUCUGGCUGGUUCGUAAGAAUUCUAAUUGGUCUUGGGUUUUUCGUAAACUAUUAGACUUGCAGAGUCAUUUGCGUCGGUUUCUCUUUUCUCAAAUUGGUGAUGGUCGGGACACGAAUGCUUGGGAGGAUGCUUGGUUACCUUGUGGUCCUCUUUCCGCUUUUAUCUCUUACCGGUUUGUCCAUUCAURUGGGUUCUCUACCUUAACGACRGUUCGUGAUCUUAUUAUAAGCUGGAAUGGUAAUUGGCCUGAUGAUUGGUGUCAACGGUUUGAUAUGCUUCAUAAUUCUCCGUUACCUUUAUUGACCUCUGUUCGUGAUAGAGUUCUAUGGGGGGACAAUUAUACUAUGUGUUCGGAUUUUACAAGACGGCUUCCGACUCAAGACCGUUUACAUUGUGGUCAAUGUUUGGAUAGUCAUGAUCAUUUAUUCUUUCAAUGUUCGUAUGCUGGAGUUGUAUGGAAUAGUGUUUUAUUUAUGGUGGAUCUAACGGGUAUGCCUUCAAGGUGGGAGCAGAUUGUUCAAGUUAUUUCGGAUUCUAUUAGUCGUCCGAAAUUGUUAAAGCAGAAGAUUGCUGUGGCUGCUGCUGUUUACUAUAUUUGGCAGGAGCGUAAUCGAAGACUUUUUUCUGCAACUAAGCGUACGGCUCAGGAUCUUAUUGCCGUUAUUAGGGAGGCUAUCUUCAUUCGUGCAGAUUGGAGAUUUUUUAUCUACAAUGUGGGAAAUGGUUUAUCUACGCAUGCCUGGGAAGAUACGUGGAGUGAAUUUGGGCCCCUUAUUCAGUUACUGUCUUAUAGAUUCUUAAAUGRUCAUGGMUUUUGUAAUAACUCAACGGUUUCUGAUGUAAUGCAACGUUUUGGCACUACUUGGCCGGUGGAUUGGAUUCAACAUUACCCUCAGCUGCAAAGUAUUAUCAUACCUUCUCCCAGCCAAAUGGAGGAUACGUGCUCGGAUCUGCUUGGCGUUUUAGCCGACUUGUUCUCGGGCUCGACCAAGGUGUCGUGGUGGGUCAAGGCUUGGACUAGGGUUUUUAGUGGAGCUCUGGUUUCAACCUACUUUGGUGCCAUUUUGUCCAGCGGUUUUGAUCCAGACGCGAUCUGCUGUGUUCUCGUGUUUCUGCAGCAGUUUGUUCUACCUGUCGCUGUUUUUACUGUUUGA